Molecule: messenger RNA, 606 nt
Organism: Strongylus vulgaris
Lineage: Eukaryota; Metazoa; Nematoda; Chromadorea; Rhabditida; Strongylidae
Source: the annotation of a GenBank genome assembly
AUGCGAUUUGUAUUUUGUGCGGUUGCAAUCUGCCAUAUAUUACAAGAUUAUUCUCAUGUUGAUUGGACCUCAUUGAGGAAUUUUAUAAGAGCUAGCCUAAAUUACGAUGGCGGAAUUGGUCAAGGUCCUGGAGACGAAAGCCAUGGAGGAUCGACAUUCUGCGCUAUUGCAUCACUCUCUCUAUCCAAUCGCCUUUGGGAUGAGUCAGUAUUGACGCGAAAUGAAAUCAGUCGAUUAGUAAGAUGGGCUUUGUGGAAACACGAUCACGGUUUUCAUGGAAGAGCUCAUAAGGAUGAUGACAGUUGUUAUGCAUUCUGGAUAGGAGCUACUUUAGAGAUUUUGAAUGCUGAGCACUUUCUGGAUAAGGAUAAGCUUCGAUCCUUCCUGCUUAUCGCCCAACAUCAAGCACUUGGUGGCUUUUGCAAAGUUCCGGACCCAGCUGGCUUUCCAGGUUUUUUCCAUCUCCUUCUCCUUUCAGAUCUUCUUCAUACCUACUUUUCAUUGGCUGCUUUUUCACUGUUGCGGGAACCUGGCUUUUCUCCUAUCCAUGCGUCGUUGAAUGUGUCGAGACAUGUCUAUGAGAAUAUCCUGAAAUGCACGAGCUAG